Molecule: messenger RNA, 2162 nt
Organism: Paramuricea clavata
Lineage: Eukaryota; Metazoa; Cnidaria; Anthozoa; Malacalcyonacea; Plexauridae
Source: the annotation of a GenBank genome assembly
AUGGCGGAUACGGUUGGGCAUAACAAUUCGUCUAAAUGUCGCUGUUGCCAUCAAUAUAUUGAUAAAAUAAAACAUGCGGUCAAUCUUUUUGGAGAUAAAUCUCUUAAGAAAGGUAUAAAAGAGGGUUUGGAGUUAUAUAGUGGUAUUCGCGUUAAGGAAAAUGUAAAUAUUGAUGUGCUAUCAUACGUCUGCCAACAAUGCUAUACUCUCAUUUAUUCCAUUGUGGAACGAAUUAAAAAAUUGUGUGGUAUUUGUUCUCAAUCGUCAGUUGCAGGAAAACGUUCAGUUUGCCAACAAAGCCCUUCACAAUUGACACUUUCACCAUCAUGCAGAACACUUCUACAUAAACGUCAACAAGAACAAUCUGCCGACAUAAGACAUUGUCUUUUCCCACCCAUUCUUUCCUCUGACAUCUUGCCAAGGCCAUUGAGGCCAAUACAAAUGGACACAGUUAAUCAGGUACGAUUGCAUUUACUAACAAUGUUUAUCUCGACAAAAUAAACAAUAUAAUUUGAGUAACAUGUCAUCGUUAUAUAAUAAUGUUCGUAGUUAAAUACAAGGUCAAAAUUAUUGUACAUUUUGUAAUAUAAUUGCAAAUAUUAUAUAAAUACUCGUACUGGCAUACUGCAGUAUGUACAGUGUAUUUAUGUAAUGUUUUACUCAGUGACCAAUGUUUACGUAUGCGCCUUUUCACUUUUGAGGACAUCUAUGUUAAGUUAUGAUAUAAAGGUAUGUAGACAAUGUCAUUUGUUGUUUUUAGUCUGAAACAACAAAACAAAAUGCUGUACUUGAUGGGAAGGGGAUUCUGAAAGAAAGUGGCCUUAGAAAUCCAAAGGUAUUUUUUGCUAUAGCUUUGCCAACCCAAGACUUGGAAGUUUAUAUCUCGCAGUGGCAUGGAGCACUCCACCACCCUAUUUUGACAUUCCUAAAUAUAUUGUACAAGGUGUAUAAAAAAAGGUAUACAAUUUUGAAAUUGCUCUCAACUUCACGGUGCGACUCUAGGUAUGAAGUUUUGGAUUAAUAUAGAUUGUUUGGGUUUUUAUAAUGUAGCAUAAAUGAAAAAAUUAUGAAAAAUAAAUUUGCAAAACCAGGGGGGGGGGGGUGAGUGUAUUUUCCAACAAAUUAAAAAUGGCUUGUGUACAAAAUUUGGAUACUUAAAAGUUAUUUUGAGUUAGUGGGUAUGAAAUUUGGUUGGAAUUUAAUUGCUGUUCAAAAUUUCAGAAAAUUUGCUUUAAGCCCAACAUAUUUCCAACCCACUAACUCAAAAUAACUUUUAAGUAUUCAAAUUCUGUGUGCAAGCUGUUUUUGAUCUGUUGGAAACAACAGUCUCCCCUGGGUUUUGAAAAUUUAACUUUCAAAUGUUUUUCAUUUAUUUUGCAUUAUAAGAAACCAAAUAAUCUAUGUUAAUCAAAAACUUCUUACCUGGAUCCACUUUGUGAAUUUGAAAGCAAUUUAAAAAUUGUCAAAUUUUUUUUAUACACCCUGUAUUUUGUGGUAAAUUUUUCAAAUAUCAGCCAUACACUUUCCACACUUUCUAUUCGGGUACCAACCUACUUUAAUUAUGUACACUAAAUGAUCAUCACUGAUGUAGGUAGGUAGCAAAAUAAUCUUCUGAAAGUUAUUGUUUUAUAGUCAUAAUUGCAACAUGUACAAUAAGUUCAUAUAUUGUUGUAAUAUGUUCAAAAAUAUAUCGUUUUACCUCAUCAAAAAACAAAAUGCAGUUCAUUCAGUGUCUUCCAUGUUUGAUCUUCAUGCUUACAUUCUUUUCAGUAUCCAAGUUUUCCAUUGAUAGAUACUAAUUAAUAUGUUAUAUGUGAUUUGUGAGAAUAAUAUUAAUAUGUUAAUUUCUUAUUCAUAUAGAAUUACAUUUAAUUUUUAUUUAUGUGUUUACACUUUAGUUCAUGAACAGUCCAUGCAGCUUUCUUGAUAGAAGUAAAGUGAAAAGGCUGGUAACAAUUGUUAAUUUUGGAAUCCCAGAAGACAUUGGUAAAGAAGUUAUGUCCAUGCUUCUUCUUAAAGCAAGCAUUCAGCAUAUCAUACUCAAAGAACUUGAUGAACAAUGUAGAAACCUUUGCAAGAUAAAGAAGAGUGGUGGUUGCAUAGGACCAUCUGUUCUUUUAGUACCCAGCAGCAAUACACAAGAAUGUGUAUCAUCUCCAUGA